This is a messenger RNA of Poeciliopsis prolifica (blackstripe livebearer), 1030 nucleotides long. RefSeq names its product RNA polymerase II subunit I (gene polr2i). The record is from RefSeq and is a predicted model, not a curated record. The coding region runs from base 103 to 483 and encodes 126 amino acids. Gene Ontology annotation, molecular function: DNA-directed RNA polymerase activity; nucleic acid binding; zinc ion binding. The transcript has 6 exons. NCBI's taxonomy places the organism in Eukaryota, Metazoa, Chordata, Actinopteri, Cyprinodontiformes, Poeciliidae. Gene Ontology annotation, biological process: maintenance of transcriptional fidelity during transcription elongation by RNA polymerase II; transcription initiation at RNA polymerase II promoter; transcription-coupled nucleotide-excision repair. Gene Ontology annotation, cellular component: RNA polymerase II, core complex.
CGUGGCUGUACGUGCUGUUUUUGAAUGGUAGCCACGACAUAAACAGACGUUGCGCCUUUUAUCUUGAUUUUCAGGUUCUUUCUCUUAGUAAAUCAAUUUCAGAUGGAGUUGGAAGGUGGUACAUACGAGCCGGGAUUUGUUGGAAUACGGUUUUGUCAAGAAUGUAAUAACAUGUUGUACCCUAAGGAAGACAAAGAGAACCGCAUCUUGCUGUAUGCGUGUAGAAACUGUGACUAUCAGCAGGAGGCUGACAACAGCUGCAUCUAUGUCAACAAGAUCACCCACGAGGUUGAUGAACUGACACAAAUCAUUGCUGAUGUAGCUCAGGAUCCAACUCUGCCGAGAACAGAGGAUCAUCCCUGUCCAAAAUGCGGUCACAAGGAGGCAGUGUUCUUCCAGUCUCACAGUAUGAAGGCUGAGGAUGCUAUGCGUUUGUAUUAUGUCUGCACGGCCCCUCACUGUGGACACCGGUGGACAGAGUAGCGCCUGUAUAAUCAUGAAGAGGUCCAUCAUUUGCAUCUAAUAGCAGGGUUCCUACUUGGAACCGUCUCAUGGUGAUAUAUAUAUCUAUAUAUAUAGACAACACUUUCUGGAUAGACUGUUUGGCAGUGAUGAGUUUCAAUUAUUUUGUUAGUUUUGUAGAACCUGUUUUUAAGGUUUGUCUGUAAUUAAACUUUUUAUUUAAAAAAAUGUAAAAGUUCAGCUUGUUUUACUUCUUCACACAGCUCUCUUUGCGCAUUUGUUUAAAUUUAAGACAUUUUAUUUAAAAUACUGAACCAUGAGGUAUAGAUUUGCUUCUGUUCUGAAUUUAAACUGUUUUUAUGAGAAGAAGAACAUGGAAGAUGUUCUUUAAUCCACAAAGGGUUGCAAUUGCAUAUAUACAACAAUGGGGAAAAUGGUGUGUGAAUUUAUACAAUGUUUUUUUUUAAGCCAUCAACAAACUUCUGGCAUAAUCCUGCCUGAAUAUUUGAAUUAUUUUAUUAUUAAUGCUCAUUUAAAUUGGUUUGUAUAAUCCAAAAGAUUUUUGUGU